CGUGUUAGCUUCACUCAUCUUGUCAAAAUGGCGUUGCUCGUAGUGGGAGACUAGAGUUAAUUCACACUGUGGCAUUUUAUUCCGUUAUUCUACCAUACGAGACGUUAGCCACGGACACUAUGGCGACUCUGGAUCAGAAAUCACCCAACGUGCUUCUCCAGAGCCUCUGCUGCAGAAUCACGGGGAAAAGUGAAGCUGAAGUCGCCCACCAGUUCCAGUAUGCAGUGCGAGUCAUUGGCAGUAACUACGCCCCCAGCAUUGAACGGGAUGAGUUCCUGGUGUCGGAGAAGAUCAAGAAAGAAUUGCUGAAGCAGCGGAGAGAAGCAGACGCCGCUCUGUUCUCCGAGCUGCACAGAAAACUUCAGACACAGGGUGUUUUGAAGCAUCGCUGGUCUGUUCUCUACUUGCUGCUCAGCCUCUCUGAAGACCCCCGCAAACCAUCCAGCAGGGUUGGAAAUUACGGGGCGUUGUUUGCCCAGGCCCUCCAGAGGGACGCCCACUCCACCCCGUUCUACUGCACCCGGCCACAGAGCCUGGCCCUGAGCUACGGGGAAAGGAGCGCGGGCCUGUCAGCCAGCGUGGGGACCAGCGGGAUCUCCAGUCUGGGAGUCUACACACUGAACGGCCCCACGCCGACUCCACAGUCACUGCUGGCUGGUCAACCUCCUCCGUCUGCAGCUGCAGGCGGUCAGCCUCUGGGCUCUCGUCUGGCCUGGGCUCUUCCUGUAAGUUCCUCCCCUUCCUCUGCCCUGGCCCCCCCCGCCAACCGGCCACUCCUCGGACCUCCAGCUCCCUCCGCCAGAGUUGUCCGUCCUCGCCGAGAUGGCGACGGAACCGGGGAGGUGAGCGAGGCGUUGCUGGUGCGGGACAUCCUCUACGUCUUCCAGGGAAUCGAUGGCAAGUUCAUCAAGAUGAGCGCCCAAGAUAACUGCUACAAAAUAGACAGCAAGGUGGUGUUGUGCAAGUCCCUGAGGGACACCAGCAGCAGACUGGCUGAGCUCGGAUGGCUCCACAACAAAGUCAGGAAGUACACCGACGCCAGGAGCCUCGACCGGGCCUUUGGACUGGUCGGACAGAGCUUCUGUUCCUCGCUCCACCAGGAGCUGAAAGAGUACUACAGACUCCUCUCUGUCCUCCACUCCCAGUUGCAGGUAGAGGAUGAUCAGGGUGUGACCGUGUGCACGGAGAGCACUUUGACUCUCAGGAGGCUGCUGGUCUGGAUGUACGACCCCAAAGUCCGGCUCAAAACACUGGCCGCCCUCGUCGACUUCUGCCAAGGUCGGAAGGGAGGCGAGCUGGCCUCAGCUGUCCACGCCUACGGGAAAACAGGAGACCCACAGAUGAGAGCGCUGGUUCAACACAUCCUCAGCCUCGUGUCGCACCCCAUCCUUAACUUUCUCUAUAGGUGGAUCUACGACGGAGAGCUGGAAGACACCUACCACGAGUUCUUCGUGGCGUCAGAUCCCAAUGUGAAGACGGAUCGCCUGUGGCACGACAAGUACUCCCUCAGGAAGUCAAUGAUCCCCUCAUUCAUCACCAUGGACCAGGCCCGGAAGGUCCUGCUGAUCGGCAAAUCCAUCAACUUCCUGCAUCAGGUUUGUCAUGACAGAACGCCGCCGGGCAAAAUCACAUCGGCAUCCAAGUCUGCAGACACGCCCAAAGACGCUGCGGAGCUGCUGUCGGACCUGGAGGGAGCAUUCCAGGAGAAGAUCGACGCCGCCUACUUUGACACCAGCAAAUACCUGCUGGACGUUCUCAACCGUAACUAUCUGCUGCUGGAGCAUCUACAGGCCAUGAGGAGAUACCUGCUGCUGGGCCAGGGAGACUUCAUCAGGCACCUCAUGGACCUGCUCAAACCGGAGCUGGCACGACCUGCCACCACUUUGUACCAACACAACUUGACUGGUAUCUUAGAGACAGCAGUCAGAGCCACCAACGCCCAGUAUGACAACGCAGAGAUCCUCAAGAGGCUGGAUGUACGCCUGCUGGAGGUGUCUCCAGGUGAUACAGGCUGGGAUGUGUUUAGCCUGGACUACCAUGUAGAUGGACCCAUUGCUACGGUGUUUACGAGGGAAUGUAUGGGCCACUACCUGCGUGUGUUCAACUUCCUGUGGAGAGCCAAGAGGAUGGAGUACACGCUGACUGACAUCUGGAAGGGCCAGAUGUGUAAUGCCAAGCUGCUCAAAACUAUGCCUGAGUUGUCCGGCGUACUGCAUCAGUGUCACAUCCUGGCCUCAGAGAUGGUCCACUUCAUCCACCAGAUGCAGUACUACAUCACCUUCGAGGUGCUGGAGUGCUCCUGGGAUGAGCUGUGGAACAAAGUGCAGCAAGCUCAAGACCUCGACCACAUCAUCGCUGCCCAUGAUGUCUUCCUGGAUACCAUCAUCUCUAGAUGCCUGUUGGACAAUAACAGCAGGUCUCUUUUGAACCAGCUGAGGGCCAUAUUCGACCAGAUCAUCGAGUUUCAGAGCGCCCAGGACUCCCUCUACCGCUCUGCACUGGAAGAACUCGCCCUCCGACUGCAGUAUGAGGAGAAGAAGAAGCAGAGAGAGGAGGAGGGUCAGUGGGGAGUGACGGCCGAACAGGAAGCAGAGGAGAAGAAGAGGAUUCAGGACUUCCAGGAAACCAUACCAAAGAUGCGCUCCCAGCUCCGCAUCCUCACUCACUUCUACCAGAGCAUCGUCCAGCAGUUCCUGGUGUUGCUGAUGACCAGUUCGGAUGAGAGUCUGCGUUUCCUCAGCUUCAGACUGGACUUCAAUGAACACUACAGGGCCAGAGAGCCGAGGCUGCGAGCCUCACUAGGCGCCACGAGGGGGCGACGGAUGUCAAACAUCUGACACGUCGACAGCAAUCGACAACAAAUCCAGUCGUUGGAGCGUGGAGUACGACAUCACAGCGGGAAGUGGUGACAUCACAGAAACGG
Thunnus maccoyii (southern bluefin tuna) is the source of this 2923-nucleotide messenger RNA. RefSeq names its product tubulin, gamma complex associated protein 3 (gene tubgcp3). NCBI's taxonomy places the organism in Eukaryota, Metazoa, Chordata, Actinopteri, Scombriformes, Scombridae. Gene Ontology annotation, molecular function: microtubule minus-end binding; gamma-tubulin binding. The transcript has 23 exons. Gene Ontology annotation, cellular component: spindle pole; equatorial microtubule organizing center; gamma-tubulin small complex. Gene Ontology annotation, biological process: mitotic cell cycle; spindle assembly; meiotic cell cycle. The record is from RefSeq and is a predicted model, not a curated record. The coding region runs from base 120 to 2837 and encodes 905 amino acids.